AUGCGUUCUGCGAUCAUCCUCGGAGGCUUGGCCUCAAUUGUUCUCGCUUGCGACAACCCAGAUAACGAUGCUUGUGCCAAUGCUUUCACCGUUUCCUCAGCCGCAGCUGGUCCUUUCUGUGCUACUUAUACCCAAGCUGCAAACUCAGCUUCCACUGGUCUUCCCGCUUUCGCUACCGCUUGCGCAAACAAGCCAAAGAAAUUGUCUAGCGCAUGCAGUUGUCUUCAUGGAGCAACCACCUUGGCUACUGUUGCCAAGAGCACAAGUGCAGCUGCCGCCUCGGGCGUAGCUGCCUCAAGCGCCGCUGUCGCCCCAGUUGCUGCUAGCUCAGGUUCAGCAGCUGCCAGCUCAUACGCUCGAAGCUCAUACGUCAAGUCUGUCACUGCCUCAGUCUCUGCUCUAGCUCACAAAGCAACAACUGGUGUUGUUGCCAGCACGUCGGUCCCAGCCGUUUCAUCCACUGCAGGUGCAAGCACUGCAGUCAUUACAUCGGCACCAGCUGCCCCAGCUGGAUGCACAGCUACAGCUUACGCUGACAUCGCUGACAUCAUUGCUUCUUGCACAAACAUUGUUUUGGACAACAUCUCUGCUCCAGCAAGCUCCACCAUCGAUCUUCAAAAACUCCAAGACGGAUCCACCGUUACCUUCUCCGGAACUACUUCAUUCGGAACCACUGCCGAUUCUGACUUCAACCCAAUUGUUGUCAAGGGUACUGAUAUUACCAUUACUGGAGCUGCUGGACACGUUAUUGAUGGAAACGGAGCUGCAUACUGGGAUGGAGAGGGUUCUAACGGAGGAAGCGGCAAGCCUGAUCAUUUCUUCGUCGUCAAGGAUGUCGUCAACGGUGUCAUCUCCAACCUCAACAUUCAAAACUGGCCUACUCACUGCUUCGACAUUACCGGUGCCCAAGGUCUUACUGUCUCUGGACUUACCCUCGACAACUCUGCUGGAAAUGCUCCUAACUCCAAGUCUGGUGAUAAACCAGCCGCUCACAACAGUGAUGGAUUCGAUAUCUCUGGCUCUGACUCUGUAACCCUCGAGAACUGUGUCGUCAAGAACCAAGAUGAUUGCGUUGCCGUCACAUCUGGAUCCAACAUUCUCGUCACCGGAAUGACCUGUUCAGGAGGCCACGGUCUCUCCAUCGGAUCCGUUGGAGGAAAGUCCAACAACACCGUUUCCGGCGUUACAUUCUCCGAUUCCACCAUCACCAACAGUCAGAACGGAUGCCGCAUCAAGUCCAACGCUGAAACCACCGGUACCAUUGAGAACGUCACCUACUCCAACAUCAAGAUGUCCAACAUCAGCGAUUACGGUAUCGAUGUCCAGCAAGAUUACUUGAACGGUGGACCUACCGGUAAACCAACCAACGGUGUUACCAUCUCCGGCAUUAAAUUCUCCGGCAUAACAGGUACCGCCACUGACGAUGCAUACAACUACUACAUCCUUUGCGGAAGUGGUUCUUGCUCCGACAUCACAUUCACCGAUGUUGCCAUUUCUGGAGGUGGAAAGACUUCCACUUGCAACUACCCAUCUACUGGAUGCCCAGCAUAA
Molecule: messenger RNA, 1551 nt
Organism: Botrytis sinoallii
Lineage: Eukaryota; Fungi; Ascomycota; Leotiomycetes; Helotiales; Sclerotiniaceae
Exons: 2
Coding region: 1-1551 (516 amino acids)
Biological process (GO): pectin catabolic process
Cellular component (GO): extracellular region
Molecular function (GO): polygalacturonase activity
Source: RefSeq, a predicted model, not a curated record